Molecule: messenger RNA, 1062 nt
Organism: Entrophospora sp. SA101
Lineage: Eukaryota; Fungi; Glomeromycota; Glomeromycetes; Entrophosporales; Entrophosporaceae
Source: the annotation of a GenBank genome assembly
AUGAAUAAACUCCUUUGGGAAAAAGCUGACGAAGAAGGUUUGGAAGAGCUUGGUCAAGAAAUUUUAAGAUCUAGUACCGAAGAUAUUAAUAAUCGCACACGUUUACUUGACAAUGAAAUGAAGUUGCUUGAUAUGGAUCCAAAUGAUGAGCCAGAAGAAGAUGGUGCAAAUAUAGAUCUUGAUGCACACCGUAAAGGAAAAUGUGCUGUGAUUAAGACAUCUACACGACAAACUAUUUUCUUGCCUUUGAUUGGUCUUGUUGAUCCUGCUACUAUCAAGCCAGGUGACUUGAUUGGUGUAAAUAAAGAUAGUUAUCUAGUAUUGGACACAUUACCAGCAGAGUAUGAUUCUCGUGUUAAAGCUAUGGAAGUUGAUGAGAAACCAACAGAAGAUUAUAAUGAUAUUGGUGGUCUUGAUAAACAAAUUGAAGAAUUGGUAGAAGCUAUAGUUUUACCAAUGACACAUGCAGAAAGAUUUAAAAAUUUGGGUGUUCUUAUGUAUGGUCCUCCUGGCACUGGUAAAACGUUGCUGGCAAGAGCUUGUGCAGCACAAACUAAUUCUACAUAUUUAAAAUUAGCUGAAAAAGCACCUGCUAUCAUUUUUAUUGAUGAAUUAGAUGCUAUAGGGACAAAAAGAUUUGAUAGUGAGAAAAGUGGUGAUCGUGAAGUACAAAGAACUAUGUUAGAAUUGUUAAAUCAACUUGAUGGUUUUAGCAGUGAUGAAAGAAUUAAGGUAAUUGCUGCUACAAAUCGUAUUGAUAUUUUGGAUCCUGCACUUUUACGAUCAGGUCGUCUUGAUCGUAAAAUAGAGUUCCCCUUACCAAAUGAAGAAGCCCGUGCUCGAAUUCUUCAAAUUCAUUCACGUAAAAUGACUGUCGGUAGUGAUGUAAAUUUUGAUGAAUUGGCACGUUGUUGUGAUGAAUUUAAUGGUGCUCAGUGUAAGGCUGUAUGUGUUGAAGCUGGUAUGUUGGCUUUAAGAAGAGGUGCUACUGAAUUGAGUCAUGAGGAUUUCAUGGAUGAAGUUAUGGCUAAAAAGAAAACUUCUUUACAAUAUUAUGCAUAA